GGAUCAAUCAGUUUACCUUUUCCACGUUAUCUAAUCGGAUGCGAGUUUGUGAACGUCUUUUGCAUAUGCAAAUUAUCUUUAAGAACUGUGCAGUACUUGUUAGUUAUUACAACUAUUCAAGAAUAUAUGUCAAGUUUGAACGUGUUUUAUCCAUCAAGAAGAAAAGAUGUGAGCUCCAUUUUGCAAUCAAAGUGAUCAAAGAAUGCCAAUCAAACAACUUGGAGCUACCUCAAAUCGAGCUAAGCCAAAAAUAACCCGUUAGAAUUGUUGCUGGAUUCGGGAAAAAACAGCCACUCUUCGGAGGCUCCAAACUCCAGACUUUCACCGUGUCAACGCGAGACUGCUAAUGGUCUUAGGCAGAUUCAGUGCAGCAGAGCCCACAAGAAAGGCUGAAAAGAAAAUAAACAAAGUGAAAACACAGUCGCACGCGACCUCAAAUGGAAGAAUCAGGUGUCUGAAUACCUGACCACAAAAAUAUUUGCAUACGCAGCAAAUCUGUGACAGUGAGUGUCGUGGCAAGGUACACAGCAACGAUACGAUGCUCCGGCGUACGUGUUGACGGCUCAACGGUACAGAUGGAAGUGAUGGAACUUCGGAUUCAACGAUCCACGAACGGCGCGCUAGGCUGUAAUGUGAUAACGAGGCCUCAAUCAGUGUGGCCGUGCGGUCAUAGGCAACAAUUUUGUUACGCUCGCAAUUUAGCAAUGCCCUGCGACCGGACCAGAUUUUGCACCAUUACGAACGAUCGAAGCCAACGUUGGCCGUAACUAGUAGAUUCGCGAGACCUUGGACACUGCACAAACUAGGCAAAGUUCGAAUGCAGAAAGCUAUAGAUAGGAGAAAGGGAAGAAAAAAAGUAAACCACAAUUUGUCUUCUAUCGGGCUGUGGCAGUGCAGUUCACACGUGGACCGUGGACAAAUAUUGGCCAGCAGGCUUUACUCGAUCCGGUCCGGUUGCAGCAGUCUGAUGCAUUCCCAGAAUCCCCCGUGUCUACAUGGAGAUUAAUUAGCUUCGGUCCGUCCGGGUCCCGGAGAGAAGAGCCCAGGAAAGCUCAACACGACACAUACCGCAUGCAUUCUAAUGUACAGGCGACGCAUAACGUUUGGGGGAUCUGUAUCGUUCGGCAAAUCUUUGGCCGGAAUUGUCGUCGUCAUUAGCUUCCGGAGGUGUGAAAUACAUUCCUCUACGGCAGAGACGCGUCCAAACAUCCCGAAGCGGAAGUGUGGAGGACGGGCGUGCAGCAGAUGCACGGAAUGAUAACCAACCAAACCAAACCAAACCAACUCCCGAACCGCUGCACUGGAAGUCAACCAAAACAUUCGAAGACACAGCGAGAGAUAGAGAUAGAGGGAGUGGGUCUAAGUCAUAUGUAGAACUACUGCAAUAAUCGUAAAAUGGUUCACUCCUGCUGUUGCGGUGGAGGCGGUAGAACAACAAACGGCGACAUGAGUUCACGGUACGGCAGUUCUCCGUAUGGCCCGGAUGGCGGAAAUGUUACAGAAAAACAUUACGGCUGCUACAAAGUGGGAAUCCUAUUUUCCAUCAUCAUUAUCCUGUUGCUGCUGCUCGGUUGUGUACCGAUAUUUUUCCUCACCCACGAUAACAACUUGAUCCUGUUGAUCCUGCUGGUGACGCUGAUAUUGAUCGGCAUUAUCACCUAUGCCUAUUUCCGGUGGCAGCAUCGGAAGGCGCAGCAAAUGCGACGCAGCUGCGAGGAGCAAAAAAUGAAUCUCACGAGAGUUGGGCAACCACAUGCUGGCAGACCCAAUAAUGGAGCGAUCAAACAGAAUCCGACAGAUGCUUCUCAAAAAGUUGGAAUAUCUAAUGGAAACAAUACAACCGUAGGUAGUCCUCCGCGAUAUUCAUUUAUUUGAUUAAAAGAAAUGUUCAAGUGAAUGUAUUUGUUAUAAUUCGAGAAUGAUAUUAUUCUUUAAAUAAGAAAUUGUAUGUUAUGUACUGUAGUGCAAAAGAUAUUGGAUAAAAUAUAUUAUUAUAAUGAUUA
Molecule: messenger RNA, 2003 nt
Organism: Uranotaenia lowii
Lineage: Eukaryota; Metazoa; Arthropoda; Insecta; Diptera; Culicidae
Exons: 6
Coding region: 1396-1875 (159 amino acids)
Source: RefSeq, a predicted model, not a curated record